GACAAUGGGGGCUGAGAAAAAAAGCGAUCGCGAGAAAAAAAAAUGCAACCUCCCAAAAAUAAAGAGCAAAGAUUGCACUGAGCAGCGAGCAGCAAUGCAGAAAUAGAUGGCAGUUUCGUGUCAGUGAGUUUGCAUUCCCUCUUCCUGGUCCAAGAAGUGGAGUGAUUAGAGCCCUGGAAGGGAAUUGCAUUAACUACAAGUGGAAGAGUCCCCCCUCUUUUGCUGGCUGCUGUUUGCACUGUACAUAUUGGGUGCACCUAGCCAUUCUCACUGGGUUUUUUUUCUCCCUCCCUUCUCUUUCCUGAAUUGAUUUUUGUAACAGUGUGACAGAAACAAAACAAAAAGGGGACAUUGGAUCUAUUGUUGUUUUUUAUGAUCAAAAACAAAACCCCACCACAAACAAACAAACACAAAACAAAACAAAAGGGUUUUGCUCAGCAGCAGCAUGGAUGUGUUGGCUAGUUAUAGUAUAUUCCAGGAACUACAGCUUGUCCACGACACCGGCUACUUCUCAGCGUUGCCAUCCUUGGAGGAAAACUGGCAGCAGACAUGCCUUGAAUUGGAACGUUAUCUUCAGACAGAGCCAAGGAAGAUCUCAGAGAACUUUGGCGAGGAUUUAGACUGUUUCCUUCACACCUCCUCUCCUUCAGGCUCAGAGGACAAUAUCCGACAGCUGGACCCUAUCCUGUUGCCAGUGGAGACGAGUACAUGCGACAAAAGCACCAACAUGGACCUUAUCCUCUCACGGGACAAGCUGCUGUCUGAGACGUGCCUCAGCUUGCAGCCCACCGGCUCUUCCAUAGAGGGUUACGCCGCCGUCAACCAGGCCCAACUCAAUGCUGUGACCUCAUUAACACCCCCUUCCUCUCCUGAGCUCAGCCGCCAUCUGGUAAAAACCCCACAAACUCUCUCCGCAGUGGAUGGCACGGUAACAUUGAAAUUGGUGGCCAAGAAGGCAUCACUCACCUCAGUCAAGGUGGGAGUGGCGGCGGUGGCAGCAGGAGGCACGAUAAAGAGUGGGCAGAAUGACAGCGAGCAAGGAGGGGCAGGGGCCGAGGCAUCCCCGGAAAACAAGAAGAGGGUUCAUCGCUGUCAGUUCAAUGGGUGCCGGAAGGUUUAUACAAAGAGCUCCCACUUAAAGGCUCAUCAGAGGACUCACACAGGUGAGAAGCCUUACAAGUGCUCGUGGGAAGGGUGCGAGUGGCGUUUUGCACGAAGCGAUGAGCUCACAAGGCAUUACAGGAAACACACAGGGGCAAAACCCUUUAAAUGCAACCAUUGUGACAGGUGUUUUUCCAGGUCUGACCAUCUUGCCCUCCACAUGAAGAGACACAUCUAAGUACCUAAAAUCAGUCAGCAUGGCAUAGAUGUCAGCUGAGCUAAAAGACAUGGCAUGAAGGGUGGAACUCAGUUAUAACCCACUGCCUUGCAGAAGAAGAGAACUUGAUCACAUGUAAACCUCUGUACACAGACCACACACUCACACUGUCAUGCACCCAACUAUACUUAAAUACAUACAUCUGUUCUUUAUGCCUUGCCCCAGCUGGAUGGAAGAAGGUGCAGGAGAGGAGAUGGGGUAGAGGUGAAGUCAGUAAGAUAGAACAAUUGCUUACAGUACUUCAUCACCCUCGGAUUUGUUUCCAGCUAUUGCCAGUAGAAAUCAAAGUAAAUGGAAGAGGCUUCUCUGCAGGUGGACAGCAAGAAGGAGGGGCUUAUUUAACUCGCUUCUCAAUGCAACUCCAUAGGAGAAUAUGUCGUCUUGAAGUUGCAUAUUUGUAGCACUAACUUUUCUUUUUAAAUAGAUGGGGGUGGGGAAAAAUAAUGACCUAGAAAACCAAAUCCCAGUUUGGUAGCCAAAAUUAACCUCUUGGUUCCUUUGUUCUUUGUCUGAGAAUUCCUAAUGCUCGACAUGUCAAACUUCUCACAGACACUUUGAUCUGUCUUGGUUUUGGUUCUUCCUAGAACUGAGCUAUUAAGAUCCUUUUACGUCAAUACCAAUGGCCUUAAUGGCAGUUGACUGUGGAGUGACACCUGUGACAUAAACAUCAUCUGUUUGGCCUGAGUUUAUGUAGACUUCACGGAGGACAAUAUUUUUGUUUGGGUAUUUUUGUGUUAACUUUUUUUGGCUAUUGCAUGCCCUAUGCACUGGUAGGGAUUAUGGAAGCUGCUGGCAUG
Gopherus flavomarginatus (Mexican gopher tortoise) is the source of this 2175-nucleotide messenger RNA. It is a transcript of the gene KLF7, whose product is annotated as KLF transcription factor 7. The record is from RefSeq and is a predicted model, not a curated record. The transcript is spliced from 4 exons. Gene Ontology annotation, biological process: regulation of transcription by RNA polymerase II. Gene Ontology annotation, molecular function: DNA-binding transcription factor activity, RNA polymerase II-specific; RNA polymerase II cis-regulatory region sequence-specific DNA binding. NCBI's taxonomy places the organism in Eukaryota, Metazoa, Chordata, Testudines, Testudinidae. Bases 446 to 1339 code for a protein of 297 amino acids.